Penicillium waksmanii is the source of this 4095-nucleotide messenger RNA. It is a transcript of the gene jhd1, whose product is annotated as [Histone H3]-lysine-36 demethylase. Gene Ontology annotation, biological process: regulation of transcription by RNA polymerase II; protein demethylation. The coding region runs from base 1 to 4095 and encodes 1364 amino acids. Gene Ontology annotation, molecular function: histone demethylase activity; transcription coregulator activity. NCBI's taxonomy places the organism in Eukaryota, Fungi, Ascomycota, Eurotiomycetes, Eurotiales, Aspergillaceae. The record is from RefSeq and is a predicted model, not a curated record. The transcript has 4 exons.
AUGAUCCCCGCUUUGCACCCACCAGCCGGAAGCGCAUUUAUUCGCAACCCCGAUCCUCCUACUCGUCCGUUUCUACCGCCAAUACUCUCCGACUCGGUCCAGGUCAAGAUGAUGAGCGCGGCCUCCUUCCUGACUCCCCUGGGGGAGCGUCCGCCGCAGUACCGAACUCCGUCCCCCCCGCGACGCGCCGUAGAGCCCAUCACACCGUCCACCGCAGAAUUUCGUUCAUCAUGGGCCGAGCGCGUUUGGAUGGUGACCAGCGACCGUCUAAUCAUACUCGGACCCCUGCGGUGGAUGGCUCUUCACAUCACCGGUCGGGUCACGGCCGGUCAAACUCAACCAUCGACACUCUUGCGACCAUCGCCCUCGCAACCAGCCCGACAUUCACACCACUUCCCGAUCGCCCACCUUCCCCCCCCAUCUCGAUCGACCGUGCCCUUGUUUCCUCCCGAAUCGAACACCUCCGAACGCCCCGCGAAGAGAGCUCGAUCUGAGAGAGACCCCUCACCAUACCAUGGCCGCGGCCAACCAACUCAUUCUCAUUCCCAUUCCCUUUCCGAUACCCUUUCUUACUCUCAUUCACACUCACAAGCGCCCUCAAAUAUACAAUCCUUGAUUCCAGAUAGCAUGACAACAGAUGCCGAGCUUCUUUUAAACCUCGCCCGACCGACCAAUUUUCACCCCAGCAGCCACACAAAACGAGUCAGCAUCGAUGAGUCUCAUAACCACUACGGAGGUGACGAGUUAAGGCACAAUCGAGUUGGAUUUGCAAAUGAUGGAUACCCCGACGGGAAACAUGCAUUUUUCUCGGAGGACAGUCACCCGCCUUCGCGCAUGAGAUCUCGUUCGGAUGGCUCAGCAUUUGCACCCCGUCCUGUGAUUCGCGGUGCGCGUCCGACCACCAGCGCAGGGACAUUACCUCCAAUUGUGUGGGAAGACGAGAUUGAGGAUAUCUCAUCGGGAGACGCGUCUCGAUAUGCUGGGUAUGUGGAACACCGGUCCACCGGUAUUCCUGAACUUCGCGCCUUGCAAAAACCAUUAGACCCGAUGCCUAAAGCCGAGGAAGACGAAGCCGAACCAAGCCAGGCAAGCUGUGCUGCAUGUCAUAUGGUUCGAAUACCAGUACAGACAGAAGAGCAAGAAGAAGAUACCUGGAUUGGUUGUGAUGGAUGCAAGCGAUGGUUCCAUAUCGUCUGCGCUGGCUUCAAAAGCGAUCGAGAAUUGCGCACCAUUGACAAGUUCAUAUGUCGCUCAUGUCGACCAGCCCACGGUCAAACCACUUUCGUCCGCAAGUCCUCGCGUGCUCGUACAGCAAUUGACUACGCAGGUCUCAACCAAGGCCUUGUCAAGGCGGCUUCCGACUCUAUGGAACACCACUACCUGGAGCCUAUCCGACAAGGGAAAAUACGCUUCCAGCCGGAGGAUUUCCCCCGCAUGAAGCCCGAAUUGGUCACUGCCGAAUACUUCGAGCGUGGAAAUGGCUGGAAUGAACCCAUCGUGAUACCUGCCUGCUGGAACACCCAUGAACCUGUCCCCGAAGUGGACACAGACUUUGAAUCUUUGAUCAAAGAUGCUUCUACCAAGGAAAUGUUUGAUGAUCUUCUUGAGCAUCUUCCCGAACAGGAGGCCGAGGUUGAAGAGAACAAUGACUGUGGCCAGGAUCAAUUGGACAUGGUGAUCCCCAAAGGCCUUACGGUACGGGCGGUGGCGGAACUCUACGGACCCGAAGAGAGAGUCGAGGUCAUUGAUGUCAAAUCACAACAGGGCGAGGAUAAGAGGUGGAAUAUGCAGAAAUGGGCGGAUUACUACGAGAGUAACGAACCCAACAAACCCGUCCGGAACGUCAUUAGCUUGGAGGUCUCCCAGAGCAGGCUCGGCAGACUCAUCAAGCGACCUAAGAUCGUUCGGGACUUGGAUUUGCAAGAUGCCGUCUGGCCCAAGGAGCUGCAAGAAAUUGGUGACUUCCCCAAAGUACAAUUCUAUUGCCUGAUGUCUGUGGCCGACUGCUAUACCGACUUUCAUAUCGACUUUGGUGGUUCUUCAGUGUACUAUCAUAUUCUCAAGGGCAAGAAGACCUUUUUCUUCAUCCCACCCAAAGACAGGCACCUGAAGAAGUAUGAAGAGUGGUGCAACUCCCCUGCGCAGGAUUCAAUCUUCCUCGGAAGCCAGACAAAGGAGUGUUAUCGUGUUGAUCUUUCUGAGGGGGACACCAUGUUGAUUCCAUCAGGCUGGAUCCAUGCCGUAUGGACCCCGGAGAACAGCCUGGUAAUCGGCGGGAACUUCCUCACCAGGCUGAACUACGGCAUGCAAAUCAAGGUGCUCAACAUUGAGAAGGAGACAAAAGUCCCUAGGAAAUUCCGAUACCCAUUCUUCCAGAAAAUCCAGUGGUACACAGCCCUGCGAUAUUUGGAAGAUGACCCUGUCCCCGCGAAUGUAUUGGAUUACUUCGUGCAGGAUGAAAACGCUCGAUUUCACCGAGAGUACCCCGUGUACUACGAGUUUGGAGAACUUGCCAAUCAAGAGGCUUUGGGAUCGCCUUACUAUAACGCUCGAUUCUAUUCCCAAGCGGAGCUUGAGGGUUUGCCUGAACUGAUUAAGUAUCUUCUUCGGACAGCACUUAUUGCUAGUGGCUAUCUUGUUGAAGGUGUCACGACAGAAGCUCGCAACGCCAUCCGUCGUUCCAUCCCGAAAGCAAUCACAGAUCCUGUUGAAAUGAUUCGGAGGUUCGGAAUCUGGGUCGCAUGGAAACGUGGCAAUGAGACGGCACCGCGAUGGACUCGACCGGGUGUUAUCGAAAACAACCCCAAGGUUUCCCUUAAUGAAAAGAAGCCCGCUGGACGACCGAGUCGCCGAUCGGACCGCAAUAUCGACUACCAGCGUACAUAUGCGGAGAGGCACCCUAUUCAGCGCUUGGAAGACAUCAUGCCAUCCCCCGCGCACCAGGCCGACCCCUUGGUCGAGAUUCCGACAUCCUUUCCGUCUGUGUAUACCCCCGAUUGCGCGGCUCCGGACGCCAUGACGACUCCAAAGUCGCGAUCCUCCGCACCACGAGGCUCCGGUCUAGGGCCAAAGCGGGUAGCUUGCGAUGCUUGUCGUAGACGACGCAUUCGUUGUCGCCACAAGGAUGAGCCGGCUGACAUGAUUUUGGGCAAACAAAUGACAAUCAACGGAUUUGGAUCCACGUCAGGUGUUAGCACACCAAAUUCACUGGCCCAAGAUGCGGUUUCCGCAUUGAACUCAUUAGCGGCAAUCGCCUCGCAAGCCGGAUUCCCGAACAAUGGCGUGAUUGGCCUUGAUGGGUUUGAGGCCGCUGGCAAAUUCCAAUCCGCAGUCAUGGGAACGUCUACUGCAGCAGCGAACAGGCUUCAUGAUUUGAGUCCUGAUGGUGCUAGCGGUGGGAAGAAAGGUCGUAGUAAGGCAUGCGACGAUUGCCGGAAGAGCAAGCGUCGUUGUAUACAUGACGAAUACGGUCGGAUAGAUCCUAUCAAGGCUCAAGAGCGAUCUAAACCCCGCAACACCACUUCGGCAAAGCGGCCUCGAACAAACGAUGAUGACACGGUCCCCGUCCCGAAGAAGACAAAGCAAGAGAGCACAUCGCCAAUCGUGAAUCAGGGACAAUUUGACCUCGGUCAGGCUGAUAGCAAGGAAGAGGUUUUGCAGGCUGUUCCGGUAACAUACGAAAACGAAGCUCUCGACCCCCAUGACCAUUCGUCGGCUUAUCAAUUCCCUUCAGCACACAUGGAAGAGGAUAUGCCUGUGAACCAAUCAUUAUACGCAUCGCCGCCUGUCUUUCAUGCAGAAUCUGUCGACAUGAAAGAUGCCAACUCUGUUUCUGUCUCUUCAAAGCCAACGGCCUCCCUCGUUUCACCACCCACUUCAUUAGCAGAUGAAAUGGAUGUAGUCCAAGAUGGCGAACCCAUGACCUCUUGCGGACUACUCUUCCUCCCCGGAGAACCACGCCCGGUCCACAUCCAGCUAAGAAACCCUCCUCUCGCCCCUCCUCUUCUCACGCCAAAAAGAGCUCUCCAAUGGUCGAGAAGCGCUUCGAACGUCACGCAACGACCUCCAUGUCUCCUCACCAAUCAAAGCAUAUAA